AAAUGGAGAAUGGUUGUAUGUCAUCUGUUUUAGAUGCGUCAUUUAUUUUAUCUUUUUGUGUUUUACCAAAUUAAAUGAAGUGUGUUGUUUCCAUCAAUCAAACGUGAAUCGUGGUUAUUUGAAAUGGAAGAGCGUGUGAGGAAGUAUAGGCAGCUGAGUCCAGAGAGAGCCAAAGUGUGGAGAGAGAAAUCACCAAAAUAUGAGCAACAACAGCCAAGUCAAAGUGAUGGGAAAGUGCCAGUGGUAUACUAUCUUUGUAGAAAUCAACAACUUGAGCAUCCUCAUUUCAUGGAAGUAACCAUGUCUUCCCCUGAUGGUCUAUACUUGAGGGAUGUAAUCAAGAGGUUUAACGUUUUGAGAGGCAAGGGAAUGGCUUCAUCUUAUUCUUGGUCCUGCAAGAGAAGCUACAAGAAUAGAUUUGUGUGGCAUGAUCUUUCUGAAGAUGAUUUGAUUCUUCCUGCUCGUACUACUGAAUACGUUCUAAAAGGCUCCGAGUUUUGUGAAGAAUUAAAUUCAGGUCGAUCCAGUCCUGCGAAAAAUGAGAAAUUGUCAAAUCGAAAAGUAUUACCAGAACCUCCAAGCCAAUAUGAUACCUCUCCUCCGUCUAACACGAAUGAAAGAUGCGCAAAAAACUCUUGUGAUGGUGAACCAUCACUUCCUGCUGUAAAGGCAAACAGCGGUAAUGCUAAUAUGUGUGAUGUCCUGGCUGAUGCUUCCGUUCAGAUUCAUGAAAAGACAAACACGGCUAAUACAACUCAUAAUAAUAUUUGUACAAGAGGCAUUUCAACGGAUGAUAGGUCAUGUGCCGUUGAAAUAAAUCAGGUUCAGGUUAACGAGUUAACAGAGAUACGCGUGGAGUCAGACACACUUCCACCAGAUACUUUAAUAUCUCUCAUCAGAUCAGAUGUUAGCAAGCUCAGCAGCUUCAGGAAACUUGAUAGUGAGGAGUGUCGCGUUCCAUCAAAGCUAAAGCCUCAUAAUAUGCUUAUGCAACUAAUUUCUUGUGGAUCAAUUUCAGUUAAGGAUCAUAGAUUUGGCUUUAUACAUACAUACAAACCAAGAUUAAAUUUAGGAAAACUUGAUUGCAUUACAAGGAAUAAGAGUUUAAUGGGUUUGAAUUUGGAAGACGAGGAAUAUAUCUGUGCAAGCUGGACGGAGUCUACUAUCCCCAAGGAAAACCAGUCAUCCUUCGUCACUGCUGAGAGGACAAAUAGAAAGCCUGAAGAUUCAGUUCAAAGUAAAGAGGGGGCAAGUUCUAGAUGCUCAAAGUACGUUAGACAUUCCACCACCAAUGUGCCAAAAAAUGAGUCAUGGAGAUGAUCCCAUAUUUCGGAAGGAGAAACAUGAAGUUUGCGAAUCAUAAAUCCUUUUUGAGUAUAGACUGUUAUAGAAAUGAGAAAGAAAAUGUGGUUAGAAUUGAAGGAGAUCAAGUUCACAAAUUUCCAGAAUUGCUUAGAUUAUAAUCUAUAUGGUCAAAAAUCUCUUGUAUUUAUUUGAACUGGUAUAGGAAAACAGAAUGUGGAAAUGUGUUGUUUUGAUUCUCUUACAAAUACUCCUUUGUUGCAACUGGUGUAUACAGUAUACCAUAUUUGUCCCAAUUAAGGAUGCUGAAUAGUUAACAAGUAUAUUUAGGUGUUUGAAUUGAA
Messenger RNA from Solanum lycopersicum (tomato), 1646 nucleotides. RefSeq names its product protein SOSEKI 3. NCBI's taxonomy places the organism in Eukaryota, Viridiplantae, Streptophyta, Magnoliopsida, Solanales, Solanaceae. The record is from RefSeq and is a predicted model, not a curated record.